CAUUCAAGAGUUGCUUACGUUCGGUUCGUUCGCAUUUCUUCUCUAUCUUAUAUAAUAUUAUAUUUUCUCCUAAAUCAAUUUUUUCACUACCAACAACAACAAUAAUAACAACUCAACUAUUCUCAACUCGCGUCAACCUUAACUUAACUUUCUUAACAAAAAAAAACACUACAACUCCUCCACUAAAAAUUCUGUCAACUUUCCGUUUUGUUAAACUGAAACUCCAAACAAAAUAUUUAAUUUUGACUCGCCCAUCGAACAAGUUUUGUUUCCAAAAACCGAGGAGAAAAUUGCCAGCCGAAAAACAAAAAAACAAGAAAGAAAGGAUACCCCCCCGUUAUGUUUUGAGUCCAAAUUUCGUGUUAAAAACAAACGUAAACGUAAACGCAAAUGUAAAAAUCGAUAAGCCACACGCAGCCAGCCAACUGAACGCGAACGUGCCCGUGUGUGUUCCGUGGAGGUUUUUGGGGAGAAAACGGGGGGAACUGACCAAAAAUCGGUGGCCCUGGCCAAAAACGCAAAAACUCCGGCCCAAAAAAGAAAGAAACGAAACGAAACGUAACGAAAAAAAGACGAAACUCCAGCCCAAAUGACGGAUACGGGUCUGACAACAACGAAUCAAGCGCCGAAAUGUGUGAAGUGGCUGUGAAACCCGAGGAAUCCUAACUGCAAAUUAAAACCAAUUUACAAUAAAAUGCAAAUUACAAAGAAUAUUUAACCGACACAAAAACACACUCACUCACACACACGGAGAGAAAUCAGGAAGAGCUGAAAUGCCAGGCCUGAGAAGUCCCCACAAGCUGUACGUCUAAAACUUUAACAGAUCUUUCGGCGAGCCAAACUUUAUAUACAACAAAUAUAUAUAUGUAAAUAUAUAUUUUCACAUGCGAGAUAACAACAGCAACGUUUCCUUUCCGCUUUUGCCACAAAUAAUACCCCCUGAGACGGUCUUUGCUCGCUCGAAACUCGAUACUAGCUUCAGCACUUAGCCCUUUAAGAUCUAACUGGAUCCUAAGCUCCUCAGCUCCUAGCCAAACAACUAAAAACUUUAACCUCAACUCAACUCAAGCCCAGUAAAAUGCCGCGCUGCCUGAUAGCCAAAAAGUGGAAGGCCUAUCCCUGGCUGGAUCGCACGGAGGACAAUGCAAACAACAACCAGCAGCAGCAGCAACAGCAACAGACAUCCUCUAGAGAUCUGGAGGAACUGCAUCUCAAGUCCAGACGCUCCACUUUGGAUGAGGAUGAGGAGAUCGAUGUGGUGGGCGACAAGUUCCUGAUCAAGCUGGAAAAGCAACGCACAACAGCAACAGCAGCAGCAGCAACUUCUAUUGAAGCAGCAACAUCGCACAGUGGCAGCAACAUUGAGGCAUCGACAACGACGACGACGACGACGACGACGUCGACGACGUCGACGACGUCCAAGUGCUGGGGACCCAGUUCACCCACGGCGGGCACUACGGCUCCAAGUCCGCCACCUCAUUCCCCGGAGGCGGCAACUCGAGUGGCCGGCAAUGUUUACAACGGUUAUACCCGCGAACUGUCGCCGCUGCACUACACCGCGUACCUGCCCCGCAUGGAGAGCGGGAUAACCGUGAUCCGUGCGGCGGCCACAGCUCUGGUGGCAGCCGCGUCCGCCUCAUCCGUAAACGGAAAUGGGGGAAAUGGAGAUCAGCACUUGGCCGCCUACCAAACGCCGCCCUCGUCCACCACCUCGUCACCCUCGUGCUCGCCCAGUGGGGCCGGCGAUCGUUACAGUCCGCUCUCGAGUGGUCAGACCUCCAGCGAAAGGAAGUGUUUUAGCAGCACGGGUGCCACACUAUCCCUGCCGCCAAAGAAGAAGGACAUCUACAGGCCGUACUCCCUGGAUGACAAGCCGGCGCAUGGCUAUCGGCAAAGGAUUCCGGCGGAGGAGGACCUGCAUGCAGCCCAUGCCAUUCUGGAUUUGAGUGCCAGCACAGCCUUCCACCCGCCCACGCAGCCACACCAACUGCAACAGCAGCAACACCUUGCCCCGCAGCAACACCAUCAUUAUUUGCCACUGCAGCAGCAACAGCCGCAGCAGCAGCAACAGCAACAGCAGGCACACCACACCCACUUGCCAACUCUGGAGGCGCAUGCGCAUCUGCGAAGCACAUCAUCGAUUGCCGAACUGGCUGCAGCGGCCAGCGUGGUAAAUGAGCAACGCCCCGCCAGCAAUGCCUCGAGUUCCAGCAGCAAUCACAUGCCCAGCAGUCCCAGCAGCAAUUCGAGCAGCAGCAGCAGUCAGGUGCAGAACGAGAACAGCAAUACGACGAACACAAAUCAGGAUGGCGAGUGUGCGAUGGAUGGGGAACAUGGUGGCGCCUCCGGAGCAUCGGCCAAAACGGUGGCCUACACCUACGAGGCCUUCUUCGUCAGCGAUGGUCGUUCAAAGCGCAAGCAUGUGGCAGAUCCUGCCUCGGCAGUAGUGCCCUCGCCAGACCAGCAAAAAACCAAGUACACCUGCUCCGAGUGUGGCAAGCAGUAUGCCACCUCUUCGAACCUGUCACGUCACAAGCAAACGCAUCGCUCAUUGGACUCGCAAUCGGCCAAGAAGUGUCACACCUGUGGCAAGGCCUAUGUCUCCAUGCCCGCAUUGGCCAUGCAUGUCCUCACCCACAAGCUGUCCCACAGUUGUGGCGUCUGCGGCAAGCUGUUCUCAAGACCCUGGUUGCUCCAAGGGCACCUCAGAUCCCACACCGGCGAGAAGCCCUACGGAUGUGCGCACUGCGGCAAGGCCUUUGCAGAUCGUUCCAAUCUUCGGGCUCACAUGCAAACCCAUUCGGUGGACAAGAACUUCGAGUGCAAGCGGUGUCACAAAACCUUCGCCCUGAAGUCAUACCUCAACAAGCACUUGGAAUCGGCAUGCCUGAAGGACGAAGAGGAGCUGAUGAUGUCCAUGUCGCUGUCGAUGCACGAUAGCAACAGUGAGAGUGGGGCAAGUAUGGCCUCAUCUCCGCCACACGAAUUCCUUGAGCGGGUGAAAAUCGAGGGCAGUGCAGGAGCCACUUAUGCCAUGUAAGCAUAUAACAUAUAUGGGGGUGCAAUCGAAAUCUCUCUUUAAAAGCAUACACAAGAUCCGGCUCGAAGGACCACAAAGAGAUCCGAAACAUUUA
Drosophila elegans is the source of this 3134-nucleotide messenger RNA. RefSeq names its product protein snail. The record is from RefSeq and is a predicted model, not a curated record. Bases 1079 to 3040 code for a protein of 653 amino acids. Lineage: Eukaryota; Metazoa; Arthropoda; Insecta; Diptera; Drosophilidae. Gene Ontology annotation, biological process: regulation of DNA-templated transcription. Gene Ontology annotation, molecular function: RNA polymerase II cis-regulatory region sequence-specific DNA binding; DNA-binding transcription factor activity, RNA polymerase II-specific. The transcript has 2 exons.